UAUAUCAAUAAUCACAUCAAACACUGUACAUUCAACCGGUUAACUAUACCAACAACACUCAUGGAAAAUGGAGCCUCCGUGGGAAGAAGCUCUUGAUGCAGACGACUCCGAUCUCCAAUCACUGACCCUUCUCCGCCCCUGCAAGCAGCAGCGCCGCCAUGAUGAAUCAAAACCCUCCAUCCAUACCCAUCUUUUCCAAUCUCAAACCCUAGAUUCCUCAAAGUCGCCAUCUGAAACCGUUAACUCUCUUCCUCAAAACAUCACUUCCGCAUAUCAGGCUGAAGCACCGCCUCAUGUUCGUGCAAUUCCAGGCCCUGCUGGCGUUGUUCAGGCUGCGAAGCUCCGUAAAACUCGAGAUAUGGAAAAUAUAUUAGGCCAGGAGGAACAUCCAAUGGCCACACAGGAGUAUAUAAGAAGAGUGGUUGAAAAUCCAGAGGAGGAUGACGAUUUUCAGGGUAGCCCAUGGCUUUCUGCAAUCGAAUUUGUCUAUGCUGAUGAUAUGUUCAAUUCCGUCCCGAAUGCACCUUUGGGCGAUAUAAACAAGUAUCUGAAAAACGGAAAACUUCAUCAGGUUGUUGCUGUUAUCAAGUCUUGUACUUCAAAUGAGCUAGGUGAUCUGAAAGUAACACUAAAAGAUCCUACAGGUGUAGUUUCUGGUACUAUUCAUCACAAAGUGCUAACAGAAGGGGAGUUUGGAAAGGGUAUUUUUGUAGGAUCUGUUUUGAUACUUCAUAAGGUUUCUGUGUUUUCUCCUUCAAGAUCCUCUCAUUAUCUUAACAUUACAAAGAGGAAUUUGGUAAAGGUAUUUUACAAGGAUAAUGGAUCUUCACAAACACAGACAUUUCAUGGAUGUAAAGUCAUAGAUAGAUCUCCUGCUUCUGAUCCUGAACAAGGUGCAACAACAACAAAAUCGGGUCCCACAUCUUCUCUUGAACAAAUAGCAAAAAAGAUGACAAAUGUAACCAAAACAACUACUUAUAGUCAAAUAAAUAAUGAGCAAGAAAAUGUAAGCCCAUUUGUGUCAAGUGGGCCCAAGUCCACAGAAACCUUAAAAGAAUCAAAUCUUAACAUUACAAAGAGGAAUUUGGCAAAGGUAUUUCACAUGGACGAUAAUGGAGUUUCAGAAAAACAAACAUUUCAUGGAAAAUGUAAAAUCAUAGACGCACCUUCUUUUUCUGAUCACGGACAGGGGACAAAAACAACAACAUCGGGUCCCACAUUUCCUCUCGACCAAAUAGCAAAAAAGAUGGCAAAUGUAACCAACAAAACAAGUGUGAAUAUUGUGUCAAAUGGGCCCCACUUCACGGAAACUUUGAAAGAAUCAAAUGUUAUAAAAGGUGGUCUAAAUGAAAAUCCGGGUUUUGGAAACGGGCUAAAGGGAAUGGAUCCGAGUCAAAUUCAAGUCGAACCAACAAUGGUUAGUGGUUCAAUACCGGUUUGGACAGAUGAACAGUUAAAUGAACUCUUUGAUGAUUUUGCGGAUGAUAUGUAAGCACAUGGUUUUGAUCAUCAUUUUUUUGGUAGUUGUUGAUAUAUAGAACGUACAUGAAAUGAAAUCGUUUAUCUUUUUCUGAUGCUAGUAUAAUCAUAUAAUUGAAUCAUUAAGAUGUGAAUGAAUCGAUGCUUGGUCUA
This is a messenger RNA of Lactuca sativa (garden lettuce), 1632 nucleotides long. Its product is annotated as nuclear localized protein. The record is from RefSeq and is a predicted model, not a curated record. Gene Ontology annotation, biological process: recombinational repair. Lineage: Eukaryota; Viridiplantae; Streptophyta; Magnoliopsida; Asterales; Asteraceae.